CGAUCGCAUCCUGUUCCGCGGACCCGCUUCCAGGCGCUGGAGGAUAUAGAGGCGGCCGCUGCUGGUGGUGGAGGCGGGCGUCGUGCGAGUUCGAUUUCUCCGCAGCGCCUCCUUCCUUGAUCGAGGAGAACCCUCUCGUCUUGGAUAAAAUUUAUUUAGAGUUUUUCAGCUUUGAAGAGGAUGGGGCUUACGUUUACGAAGCUGUUUAGCCGACUCUUUGCGAAGAAAGAGAUGAGGAUCUUGAUGGUCGGGCUUGACGCGGCCGGUAAAACUACGAUCUUGUACAAGCUCAAGCUCGGAGAGAUCGUUACCACCAUCCCCACUAUCGGGUUCAAUGUGGAGACGGUAGAGUAUAAGAACAUUAGUUUCACAGUCUGGGAUGUUGGUGGCCAAGACAAGAUCAGACCUUUGUGGAGGCACUACUUCCAGAACACUCAAGGCCUUAUUUUUGUUGUUGACAGCAAUGACAGAGAUCGUAUAGCAGAGGCAAGGGAUGAACUUCAUAGGAUGCUUAAUGAGGAUGAAUUACGUGAUGCUGUGUUGCUCGUAUUUGCAAAUAAGCAAGACCUUCCAAAUGCAAUGAAUGCAGCUGAAAUUACUGAUAAACUUGGAUUACAUUCACUGCGGCAGCGACACUGGUAUAUACAGAGUGCAUGUGCUACAUCUGGUGAAGGCUUGUAUGAAGGGCUGGAUUGGCUCUCUAACAAUAUCGUUAACAAGGCUUGAAGCAGCAUGGAGCUAGUAAGCUUAAAUCUAUGAUCAGUAAAACAUAUAUGUUAGCAACAGUGUGUCGCUUUUGCUAGAUGCUUAUCUGCAUGAGUCAAAGUGCUACUACACAUGGAUCAGUUACCUUGCUAUUCUACCUCUAACGUUUCUAUAAUAUAUAUAUAUAUACAUUUUAUUAGAUAUUCUGUGUGAUGGCCUGCAAAAUGUCGUGUAAUAUUAUUGCGCAUAAUAGUUUUUCAAAAGUUCUAAUUUGUGAGUUAA
This is a messenger RNA of Zingiber officinale, 987 nucleotides long. Its product is annotated as ADP-ribosylation factor 2-like. The transcript is spliced from 7 exons. Lineage: Eukaryota; Viridiplantae; Streptophyta; Magnoliopsida; Zingiberales; Zingiberaceae. Gene Ontology annotation, molecular function: GTP binding; GTPase activity. The record is from RefSeq and is a predicted model, not a curated record. Gene Ontology annotation, biological process: intracellular protein transport; vesicle-mediated transport. The coding region runs from base 181 to 726 and encodes 181 amino acids. Gene Ontology annotation, cellular component: cytoplasm.